Nerophis ophidion (straightnose pipefish) is the source of this 4164-nucleotide messenger RNA. Its product is annotated as zinc finger protein 674-like. The record is from RefSeq and is a predicted model, not a curated record. Bases 437 to 1549 code for a protein of 370 amino acids. NCBI's taxonomy places the organism in Eukaryota, Metazoa, Chordata, Actinopteri, Syngnathiformes, Syngnathidae. The transcript is spliced from 3 exons.
CUGCGCAUGCGUCGGUCUCCAUUUUAGGUCAUGUUGAAAAAAGGCAAGAAGACUAAAUGAUGACAAUAUUUGUCCUCUUUUCUUUUCUAUUCUCAGAUCAUCGAUUACUGUCAAAACAGCUUAGGCUAUAUUAGCUUGUUAGCAACAUGUGCUACGCAUGCGCCGACCGCCACUUUACAGCACAAGUUUCGAUUGCGACGAAAGGAUUUGAAGUUAGCGAGACGACAAGAAUGUUGCGGCCUUUGUUGGAUUUCUCUAAAUGUUUUGCGAAAGUUUUCCUAAGUCGUUAAUUGCAGUUUGGGCAAAAUUUGUCUCAGCGUCACUCCGAGGCUUCUCGGGCUAGCUUAGUUUAGUUUAGCUUAGCUGGCUAGCUGCUAACAAAGAGACAAAGCCGGAAGUGAUCGACAGGUCGCUAAAGUGUUGUGUUUGUGUGAAAAUGUGCAAAGUAGAAAUGCUGAGAGUGUUGGUGAAGCAGCGACUAACUGCUGCUGUGGAAGAAAUAUUUGUAGUGUUAGAAAGAACCAUAGCAGAAUACGAGGAGGAACUUUCUAGAAGAAAAGAGGAGAACGAGCGACAACGUCAACUACUGGACGCUCUUUUCAACAAACAUGGAGAAGAACGACAUGCAGCAGAAAUGGCGACGAUGACAGCAGGUUUUCAUGUCCAGCCCUUCAUGUACCAUCCAGAGUCUGAGGAACAAGCAACUUCUCAACCAGGCCUGGAAAUCAAGCAUCUCAAAGAUGUCCAGCACAUUAAAGAUGAAGGGGGAGAGCAUCUUGAAGGACUGGAGGCGUUCCCUGAGGUCGGUGUCCCUGUGAAGAGUGAAGAAGAUGAGGUCAGAGGUGAAAGUGAGGAGAGGAGAGAGGUGGAGCCUCCAAGCAGCAGCUCAAGUCAACACUUGAUGACAGAAGCUGAUGCUGGAGGGUCACAAGCGGACUUUGCUCCACUGUCAGAUAGUGAGGACAUGACGCCACGCUCCCUUGAAACUGACGACGAAGACUCGAAAGCUGCUGCGACUUGUCACGCUGACGACACACACUGGAAACAUUUUUCCUGCACUGUGUGUGAAAAAACGUUUUACGAUAGAAGCAACCUGAAAAGACACAUGAGAAGUCACACUGGGGAAAAACCGUUUGUCUGCACCGUUUGUGGCAAAACGUUUGCGUACAAGGGAAACCUGACAACGCACACACGGACGCACACAGGAGAGAAACCUUUUUCCUGUGCAAUGUGCGACACACAUUUCAGUGACCGUUCGGUACUGAUCCGGCACAUGAGAAGACACAGCGGUGAGAAACCCUUCACCUGCUCCGUGUGCGGCAAAGCUUUCCCGGUGAAGGGCUCGUUGACGGCGCACGCCAGAACACACAGCGGAGAGAAACCCUUCACGUGCUCAAUUUGCGGCAAAAAAUUCUCUCAAAAGUCACACUUGAGAACACACGCAAGAACGCACGGCGGGGGGGAAACGUAUUCCUGCUCAGUCUGCCACGCAAGUUUUGAACUCCAUUCCGCUUUGUUUUGGCACAUGACGACUCACGAUGCACAUUGACGCCUCCGACAAGCGGAGAGCGGACCUAGAUUGAAAAAAACAACGGAAGAAAUAAGGCUUUGACAAACUUAGACUAGUAAGCACAUUGAUGCUGUAAAGAAACUUUAUUUGUGUCGGUUGGUCCAGUACAUUUUUUGUAAGUGUUACUAAAUUGCCCGGCCUGAUAGUUUGGAAGUUAUGAGACAAAGAGCCAAUUGUGACAAUAAUAAUGAGCCUUGCUCUUUGUCCCUCGCCACUAGGGGAGCUCCAGAGCAGUGUUGUUCAACCUUUUUUGGAGCCAAAGCACAUUUUUAGCGUUGAAAAAAUGCGGAGGCACACCACCUGCAGAAGUCAUUAAAAAACAAAACUCAGUUGACAGCAAAAAGUAUUUGUCGCAUUAGUUGGAUAUGACUUUAAAGCAUAAGCAAGCAUGCAUGACUAUAGCUCUUGUCUCAAAGUAGGUGUACUGUCACCACCUGUCACAUCACACCCUGACUUAUUUCACUUUUUGGCUCUUUCCCUGUGUGUAGUCUUUUACUUCUUGUCUUGCGCUCUUAUUUUGGUGGCUUUUCCUGUUGUGUUGGUAUUUUCCUGUAGCAGUUUCAUGUCUUCCUUUGAGCGCUGUUCCCAAAACCUACUUUGUUUUAGCAGUCAAGAAGAUUUUAGUUGUUUUUAUCCUUCUAUGUGUGGACAUUGUUGAUUGUCAUGUCAUGUUGGGAUGUAGAUUGUGGACGCUGUCUUUGCUCCACAGUAAGUCUUUGCUGUCGUCCAGCAUUCUGUUUUUGUUGACUUUGUAGCCAGUUCACUUUUAGUUUGGUUCUGCAUAGCCUUCCCUAAGCUUCAAUGCGUUUUCUCACUUUUGUUUAUUUUUGGUUUAAGCAUUAGACACUUUUUUACCUGCACACUACCUCCCGCUGUUUCUGACAUCUACAGAGCAAUUAGCUACCGGCUGCCACCUACUGAUAUGGAAGAGUAUUACACGGUUACUCUGCCCAGCUCUAGACACUCAACAACAACACAUCAUUUGUAGACUAUAAUUACUGCUUUGCAAACAAUAUUUUUAACCCAAAAUAGGUGAAAUUAGAUCAUCCCCCCACGGCACACCAAACUAUAUCACACGCUGCGGCACAGUGGUUGAAACACACUGCUCCAGAGCAUGUGUGAGGUGUCUCCAGGAUUCCAAAUAUAUGUGAAAGCAGACAUUGUAGCAGCAGGAAAAUGGUUACGUGUGUAAUUGGUAGAUCCAACGUCAUUCCAAAAAGUGACUUCAUUUAGUAAUAAACGGCACAGAAGUAAAGGAGCAGUGUGGAUAUCAAUGAUAUUUUAUUUAAGUGAAGCCUCGCUAGUGCAAAAUAGUAUCAAGUGAAAAUGUCCACAUUGAUGUUUAUAUAGCAGGGGUCGGCAACCCGCAGCUCUGGAGCCGCAUGUGGCUCUUUAGCGCCGCCCUAGUGGCUCUCUAGAGCUUUUUCAAAAAUAUAUGAAAAAUGGAAAUGAGGGGAAAAAAAACAUAUUUUUUGUUUUACUUUGGUUUCUGUCGGAGGACAAACAUGACACAAACCUCCCUAAUUGUUAUAAAGCACACUGUUUAUAUUAAACAUGCUUCACUGGUUCGAGUAUUUGGCGAGCGCCGUUUUGUCCUACUUAUUUUGGCGGUCCUUGAACUCACCUUAGUUUGUUUACAUGUCAAACUUUCUAAGACGUGUUUAAUGCCACUUCUUUUUCUGUCUCAUUUUGUCCACCAAACUUAUUACGUUGUGCAUGAAUGCACAAAGGUGAGUUUUAUUGACGUUAUUGACUUGUGUGGAGUGCUAAUUAGACAUAUUUGGUUGCUGCAUGACUGCGAGCUAAUCGAUGCUAACAUGCUAGUUAGGCUAGCUGUAUGUACAUAUUGCAUCAUUAUGCCUCAUUUGUAGCUAUAUUUGAGCUCAUUUAAUUUCCUUCAAGUCCUCAUAAUUCAAUUUAUAUUUCAUGACACACUAUCUGUAUGUAAUAUGGCUUUUAAUUUUUUGCGGCUCCAGAUAGAUUUGUUUUUGUAUUUUUGGUCCAAUAUGGCUCUUUCAACAUGUUGGGUUGCCGACCCCUGCUAUACGGAAACACGAAAUUAAAUUGGAAAAAUAACAGCAAACUUUGUAACAUCGUACUUUAUCUUUGGAAUAUUGAGGCAUUCUCCUGUCGCCGAUGUACUAAAUAAACCUCAAUAAUCUCACAGUAUUAAUUGGUUGACAUUGUAUUCAAUUGAUCAACAAAAAGUAAGGGAAAUGCGAGGGCCUACAGCAGAGGUGUCCAAAGUGUGGCCCGGGGGCCAUUUGCGGCCCGCAGGUCGUUUUUUAACGGCCCCACGGCACAUUUUCAAAAUAUGAUUGAAAAAAAUGAAAAACAUAAAAAGUGGUAUAAAAGAGCAAAUGUAAAAUGUGACCGGAACAUUUUGCAGUGUUGACUCUAAUAACACAAAGCUGCCAUGCAGGCGGUUUCUUUCUUUAAAAAAAUAAUAAGUGAAUCAAAAUCAAUGUCAUGAAUUAUUGACCAAUUCAAGGCUCCAAUUACGUCACGUUAAAUAUUCCACUUGGAGAUAUUUUUGGGGGCAAAUGUUGGAUAUUUUAUGUUUGCCAUAUAAAAACUGAGCUGUUUUUUUUUUU